This is a messenger RNA of Ceratosolen solmsi marchali, 3187 nucleotides long. RefSeq names its product methionyl-tRNA synthetase 1 (gene MetRS). The transcript has 15 exons. Gene Ontology annotation, molecular function: methionine-tRNA ligase activity; ATP binding. Gene Ontology annotation, biological process: methionyl-tRNA aminoacylation. Lineage: Eukaryota; Metazoa; Arthropoda; Insecta; Hymenoptera; Agaonidae. Bases 121 to 3045 code for a protein of 974 amino acids. Gene Ontology annotation, cellular component: cytosol; aminoacyl-tRNA synthetase multienzyme complex. The record is from RefSeq and is a predicted model, not a curated record.
ACAAUGUAACGUUCAUCCGAGAUUUCUUUGGCGCUGCAUAUUAGAUCGCUCACAUGUGUCCGUUGUGAAGCGAACAUAUUUUAAUAUUUAUUACGCGUAUUUAUUAAUUUAUUAGUGAAAAUGAACGUGACAUCGAAUCCGAAUAAUCCCAAUGCCUUGAAGCUAAUAGUGGCGGCAGAAAUAAGUAAAAAGGAGCUUGCAAUUGAAUUCACAAGUGAUCCAAAACAGUGUUCAUUAAAUCGUCUACCGACGCUAAAAAUAGAUUCGUCAAGAAAAGAAUUGUUUAGCGUUAAUGCAGCUGUGCAAUAUAUUUCACCAAUAAGUAACAAAGAUGUAAUUGUUGCAAACAGAUGGCUGGAAUGGGAUGUUUCACAAUUGCAGCCAGCAAUAGUUUCUUAUGGUGGAUCUGGAAAAUUAGAUGUAUCUCACAAGCCUCGAAUAUGGUCCCUUAUAAAAGAAUUAAAUGCAUCCUUGAAAAAUAAAGAGUACUUAAUUAAGGAUAAGGACAAUAUAACCAUAGUCGAUGCAUCUAUUUGGGUAACAUUAUGGUCUACGGUAGUUGUUACUGAUAUGGGAGAAGUAAUACGUAAAGAAUUUCCUAAUGUCGAUAGAUGGUUAAAACAUAUCGAAAGUCUACCCAUUAUUAAAAAAUGUUUAGAAAAAAUGAAUUUAGAACGAGGUAUUCAAGCUAUUAUGUCUAUGAACGCGGCAUCUUGGUUUCCUCUCAAUUCGUAUACUGGUGUUGCAAAUUCACAGAUUAUAUCCGCAGAAAAGAAUAAUAAUAAUUUAGAAGAUAAAGAGAUUAAAGCAAUUACAGAUGAAGAAAUUAAUCUUGUGAAGAACAGUUGGACAUCCGUGGUUUAUCCUUCCGUUAAGGAAAUUCCUUACCCUGUAUUGCCUAAAAAAGGAGAAAAAAAUAUUUUGGUGACGUCAGCUCUUCCAUACGUAAAUAAUGUACCUCAUUUAGGAAAUAUUAUUGGUUGUGUACUUUCAGCAGAUAUUUUUGCACGCUAUUGUCGACAGAGAAAUUAUAAUACACUAUAUAUAAGUGGAACCGAUGAAUAUGGCACUGCAACCGAAGCUAAAGCACUAGAGGAAAAAGUGACCCCUCAGCAAAUAUGCGAUAAAUUUUUCGAUAUUCAUAAUGACAUUUACAGGUGGUUCAGUAUUGGCUUUGAUUAUUUUGGUCGUACAACAACGUCGGAACAAACUGAAAUUGUUCAAGCAAUGUUUCUAAGAAUCAAAGAUAAAGGUUAUGUUUUAACAAAUAUAAUCGAUCAGCUCCUUUGUGAAAAUUGUGAUAGGUUCUUGGCCGACAGAUUUGUCGAAGGAACUUGUCCUAGAUGUAAAUACGAAGAUGCAAGAGGCGAUCAAUGCGACGGAUGUGGUCAUCUCGUCAAUGCUACAGAGUUAAUUAAUCCAAGAUGUAAAGUAUGCAGCAACAAACCAGUAAUCAAAGCUUCGACUCAAUUUUUCUUAGAUUUACCAAAGAUUCAAGAAAAUUUAAAGCAAUGGGCGAGUAAGGUAGAAGACGGCUGGUCACUAGUGGCCAAAACUGUUACAAAGCCUUGGUUGAGAGACGGCUUGAAAGCUCGUUGCAUUACAAGAGAUUUAAAAUGGGGUAUUCCAGUACCAUUGGAUGGCUAUCGAGAUAAGGUCUUUUACGUUUGGUUCGAUGCCCCUCUUGGGUAUCUCAGUAUUACAAAAAAAUAUACUAAGGAGUAUGAAAAAUGGUGGAAACCCAAUAACGUUGAUGUUAAUCUAUACCAAUUUAUGGCUAAGGAUAAUGUUCCAUUUCAUGCUAUUAUGUUCCCUGCAACUCUUUUAGCUGCUAACGAGGAUCAUAUAUUAGUAAAACAUAUAAUGGCGACUGAAUAUUUGAAUUACGAGGAUACGAAAUUUUCAAAAUCCAGAGGAAUCGGUGUAUUUGGUACGGAUGCCAGAGAAACUGGCAUAUCUGCCGAUGUUUGGCGUUUUUAUCUUGCUUACAUUAGGCCCGAAAGUAUGGACUCAAAUUUUAAUUGGGUAGACCUAGCAACAAAAAAUAACAGCGAAUUAUUGAAUAACCUUGGGAAUUUUAUAAAUAGAGCUCUUAUGUUUGUGGAGAAAAAUUUUAAUUCCAAAAUUCCACAAAUGGAGCUAUCCGAUGAAGAUAUGCAUGUGCUUGCACUGGUACAACGUGAAUUGACGAACUAUAUAUCCUUUUUGGAACAAGCGAAAUUACGAGACGGAUUGAAACAUGUUCUAGCUAUUUCAAAACAUGGAAAUCAGUACAUGCAAUAUCAGCAGCCAUGGGUUAAAAUUAAAGGAACGGAAGAAGAAAAGAAAAAGGGAGCAACUGUUAUUGGCGUAUGCUGCAAUAUCUCCUGUCUUAUCUCAGCAUUGCUGGCUCCGUUUAUGCCAAACACAGCCCGAGAGAUAAGGGUUCAAUUGGGAUUAUCAAAACAGAAUUAUGGCUAUAUCCCCGAAAUUCUUUCAAUUAUGCUCCCAGCUGGACACAGUAUUGGUAAACCCUCUCCACUAUUUUCCAAAAUCGAAGAGAAGCAAGUCGAAGAAUUAAGACACAAAUAUGGUGGAAAGCAAUCUGUAUCGGUAGAAAACUCACAAGAUUCUACUAAUUUAGCGUCGUUGGAAAAAGCAGUGGCAAAUCAAGCUCAGCUGGUGAGGGAUUUAAAAGCCAAACAAGGUAAAGAUGUUUGGCAACCGCAAGUACAAAUUCUACUAGAUUUAAAGAAAAAGUUGGCUGAGUUCCAAGUUAAUAGCAAUGUAUCGGGACAAGCGACUGCGAAGAGUAAAAGUUCUUCCACUGCAGCUGCUCCCGAGCAAAACGGUAACGUUACCGCGGAAAUAACCGAACUAGAAGCAGCAGUAUUAAAACAAGGUAAUCUCGUGAGAGAACUAAAAGCUAAGAAUGAAAAGAGCGUGUGGCAACCACAGGUGGAAGUUCUUCUGCAAUUGAAACAAAAAUUGAGCGCAUUAACCGGUGCAGUGCAUUCACCACCACCUGGGGAUAAAAAAUCGAAGAAGAAAAAAAUUAAUUCUUGAAGAUAAGAUGCCUGAAACUACCAUAAAUGAUUAAUGUUUUAAAACUGAUUGUUUCGAAGCAAAUUUUAACUCAUCUUUUUGUGGGUGUAAAAUGUGGAACUGUAUUAUGUGAGCGAUUAUAAAUUAUCAUUAUUAUUAAUUU